AUGGAAAAUGAUUCCCCAUCUCAGCCCGUAAAGCAUACAGAAGAAUCUAACAAAGCUAAAAUUGCUCCCGCAAAACAUACCGAAGAAGCUAAACUUUCUCCUCCUGUCAAGAAGCCUGGAGAAGAACCACUCAAAUCUCAAUAUCCCCCUACUCCUUCCGCCACAAAACACGAGAAGCACGAGAAGUCGGGUGUCGAUGAAGAUGAAAACCACCCUGGUAGACGAGAUCCGGCAAAUAAAUGCGCGGCUGUUAUUAUAGGAGGGGAAUUCAAAGAACAUCUUGACCUUAUCGGCCGUGACUUUUCAAAGGUGGACUCCUACGCACGUGCCACUCCCGCAUCCGAAACUAGUUCGGUAGAACGUUUGUCCAAGCAUCUUACUUCACGUUGGAACGAUCCUAUAGAUAAAUUACGUGCAAUUUUUGUUUGGAUUGCGGAUAACAUUUCAUAUGAUACCGAUGCUUUCUUUUCAGGUAACAUCCGUCAUCAUGAUGCCGAGGAUACCUUGAAAUCGCGUAAAGGUGUUUGUGAUGGAUAUGCUGAAUUAUUCAAUGGUUUAGCUAAUCAUGCUGGAUUGAAGACUUGGAAGAUUACUGGCAAAGCAAAAGGCCACCACUUUAACCCUGGCGAUGAUAUUAAUAGUAAGAAAUUUGCUCACGCGUGGAAUGGUGUUGCAUAUAAAGGAGAAUACCUCAUUGUCGACAGUACUUGGGGUUCUGGACAUCUAAGUGGCCAAAAAUUUGAAAGACGCUUUGAACCAUUUUAUUUCCUUACACGUCCAACCUAUUUCAUAUAUACUCAUUUGCCUGAUGAUCCAAAAGAACAAUACAUAUCACCUCAACUUACUACAGAUGAUUUCCUUAAUUUAACUCAUGUUAAACCACCAUACUUUGCUGCUGGUUUGGAAUUCCGUGAACUCCUUGGAGAUACUAUUACUGUCCAAGAUGACUUGAUUGAUUUGGAAAUUGCAAGAUAUCAUGUUGAUGAAGGACAACCAUUACAUGCUGUGCUUGGAUGGAAUGGUAAAGAGCAUGAAGUCUUAGUUCAAAGGGUGAUUGGGUAUGAUUCAAGUGCAGGACACGUCUAUAGACUGCAGGCUAUGUGCCCAAGUCGUGGUGAAGGAAAACUUGAACUAUAUGUGAUGUUUGAAGGUAACAAGGGUCCAUUAGCUGCAAGCUUCAAGAUCAUAAACAAAGGAAGCGGCAAAAAUUAUAGUCCAUUUGUCAAAACCUACAGGGUCCCAUUCAAAUUUACCAUCCAAUCACCAAUUCAUUCAAACCUAAAAUUCAAUAAAAACUAUAAAUUUGAAUUUUCAGUAUUGGAUUUAAAGGAGAGCGAACAUCCCGAAUUCUCCUUAAUAACUCCAGAUAAAAGUCUCCGAAAACUUCAAAAAGCAUCAAGAUGUGAGGAUGGAAGUGUUACCUAUGAAACUGAAACGACAGUUGAUCAAAGGGGUGAUUGGAAAUUGGUAUUUUCGUCGAAUGGAAAGAAUUUCGAUUUUAUUGCGCAAUAUCAUGUUGAAUAA
Dentiscutata erythropus is the source of this 1524-nucleotide messenger RNA. The record is from the annotation of a GenBank genome assembly. NCBI's taxonomy places the organism in Eukaryota, Fungi, Glomeromycota, Glomeromycetes, Diversisporales, Gigasporaceae.